AGGGAGAACAGAAAAGCAAGAAUAAUCGCCUGUGCCAGAAGUAAAGACAACAUGAUGCUGUUGCUGCUCGGCUUAUAUCUACAGCUGGUGGCUACAACAUGGGCACAAUAUGAUUACUACUACUCGCAACACGACUACACAGAUGAAGAUCGUUGGGUCAAUCUGUUCAGACAGGGAUUUAAUUUCCAAUGUCCACACGGGCAAGUAAUAGUUGCAAUAAGGAGUGCAUUCAGCAAAAAAGAAGGAUCAGAUAGACAGUGGAACUAUGGAUGCAUGCCCACUCCUCACGAUCUUGGGGAACCUACUGAGUGUUGGUGGGAAGAAAUCAAUAGAGCUGGCAUGGAAUGGUAUCAGACAUGUUCCAACAAUGGCCUCGUAGCAGGUUUUCAGAGCCAGUACUUUGAUGCCGUGUUGGACAGAGAAUGGCAAUUUUACUGUUGCCGGUACAGCCGAAGAUGCUCCUAUAGCUGUUGGCUGACACAAGACUACCCUUCACAUUAUGGACAGGAUGUCGACAUGGUUAUGUACUCCUACGGAUAUUAUAUCAGGGGAGCAACUACAACGUUCUCCGGCGUUCACCGGGAUCGUCAAUGGAAGUAUAUAGUAUGCAGAAUGACAGAUUUCAACUGUGAAUUUGAAAAUUUCUAAAAACCCGCCUGCAUAAAAAAUGCUUUGGAAAUUCACGCAAAACAGCUUUUUUAUUUUAAUUUUUACACUUAUUGUGUUAUAUUAUGCUUGGCAUGUUUUAAUCUUUCAGAUUUUUAUUAUAGCACAUACUACAGGUGGUACUUGUUUUGCGACCUACCUGUUUUACGAAAGCUCGCACUUACCACCAGCUCUCUUGCGGUGUGGUAAGUGUAAGCCGUCGUGGGAAUUAGAGGGAAUCACUGCUCUGCUGCAUUAGAACGCAACAGAGCAGUGAAUCCAUCUAAUCGAUUUUCGGGUAAAUUUCCUCAAGCAUUGAUUAGAGGGAUUCCCUGCUCUUGUGCAUUUGUCUAUGUUCGGGGAAAUGUCCCUAAACACAGACAUGUGCACCAGAGCAGGGAAUCCUUCUAAUCAAUGCUCGAGGAAAUUUCCACGAACACAGUUUAGAUGGAUUCACUGCUUUGGUGCGUUCGUCUGUGUUCGGGGAAAUGUCCUGGAACAUAGACAAGCACACCAGAGCAGGGAAUCCCUUAACUCCUCUCAAUUUGUUCUACAACCGGGUCGUAGGAGCGGAACCCGGUUGGUGAGUGAGGAGUACCUGUAUUGAAAACCCUUGGUAACCUAUUUAUCAUCAGAUAAUUACAGUAACAAGUAAAAAAAAAAAAAAAAAGUC
Molecule: messenger RNA, 1318 nt
Organism: Pelobates fuscus (common spadefoot toad)
Lineage: Eukaryota; Metazoa; Chordata; Amphibia; Anura; Pelobatidae
Gene: DPT
Product: dermatopontin
Exons: 4
Coding region: 52-648 (198 amino acids)
Biological process (GO): collagen fibril organization
Cellular component (GO): extracellular matrix
Source: RefSeq, a predicted model, not a curated record